Messenger RNA from Centruroides sculpturatus (bark scorpion), 819 nucleotides. RefSeq lists its product as uncharacterized. Bases 58 to 750 code for a protein of 230 amino acids. Lineage: Eukaryota; Metazoa; Arthropoda; Arachnida; Scorpiones; Buthidae. The record is from RefSeq and is a predicted model, not a curated record. The transcript has 5 exons.
GGCGCCGUCAUCGGCGAAGAGAAGAGAGACGUCUCGGCUCGAAAUACAAAAUAGGCCAUGUGUCUUUUCGUUCCGAGUUUGACCGAUAUUUUCCGUUACGUACCGUAUUUAUGGUUAGCCUGUCUACCGUUGUGCGGUACAAUAUGGGGAAUUCGGCAGGCAGCGGGGCAAUCGAUUUUAAUGUUAGUCUUUGUCGUCGUCUCUAGUCUGAUUCCCGGGAAUUGGAAAACCUGGAUUUCAUUUUUAGAUUUUUUAAUAUUUCUUUGUUUAUUGUCAUUCCCUUAUACCAUUGUGCCUUCCAUCUUAAUAUGGAUUUAUUAUUAUUCAAUGAUUGCAGUAGAACCUUUACUUCUUGCUAUUGAAUCCUACCAAGCUGUAUAUUUUAUUACUGCUAUUGGUCAAGAGUUAGCAAAUUUGGUAGAAGAGAGGCCAUUCCAUGGAAAGGGAUUGACGCUCGUCGUUUCCGGUUUGGCUUAUUUUCUGACGAUUUCAGUGGCGGUUUCACCAUUCGUUUCCUCUUUUCCCGUUUGGGUUCGUUGGACUUUGGCCGUUUGCUCUUUGGUUUCGAUCUGCGUCACCAUCCACAACGACUACGGUAUCAUCAGCGAUUGCGCCUCCGUCUCUUUACUUUCUUGGCUGGUGCUGUGUGAUGGCCCGGGGGAAACUUACGCCGGAUCCCGGUUUACCGACGAACAGUUUAAAGAGUACGUCUUCCUCUAUUUUACCUGGCCCAAAAAACGAUUUGCCUAACGCCAAAGGUGCGCCCGAAAAUAGAAACGAAACGACUUUCGUCGGCGGAUGUCGCUUUCCGAAGGAGGC